Molecule: messenger RNA, 2027 nt
Organism: Entelurus aequoreus (snake pipefish)
Lineage: Eukaryota; Metazoa; Chordata; Actinopteri; Syngnathiformes; Syngnathidae
Gene: sirt6
Product: sirtuin 6
Exons: 8
Coding region: 146-1183 (345 amino acids)
Molecular function (GO): NAD+ binding
Source: RefSeq, a predicted model, not a curated record
AAAAGAAGCUAUAUUAAAAAAUAAAAUAAAAUCAAACCACCUUGUGUGGCGCGAAGUGAUGACGUCAGUAGGAAGGGACGCUUAAGGGAAAAAUAACUGCGGCUUUCGAAUACAUUUUAGCAAAUACAUUCCAGAAAUAAGUGCAAUGUCUGUGAAUUAUGCUGCUGGUCUCUCUCCGUAUGCAGACAAAGGUGUGUGCGGACUUCCAGAGGUAUUUGACAACCCCGAGGAGCUAAAAGCGAAGGUGGAGAGCCUGGCUGAGCUCAUAAAAGAGUCCAAACACAUGGUGGUGCACUCUGGGGCAGGGAUCAGCACUUCAGCAGGCAUCCCUGACUUCAGGGGUCCAAAGGGUGUGUGGACGCUGGAAGAAAAAGGCGAGUGCCCUCACUUUAACACCACCUUUGAAGAGGCCCGGCCCAGCCUGACUCACAUGGCCCUGCUCGGACUCCAGCGGGCCGGAUACCUGAAGUAUCUCAUCAGCCAGAAUGUGGACGGCCUGCAUGUGCGGUCCGGCUUCCCAAGGGAUUUGUUGUCGGAGCUUCAUGGAAACAUGUUUGUGGAGGAGUGUGAAAAGUGUGGCAGACAGUAUGUCAGGGAAAAGGUGAUUGGCGUGAUGGGGCUCAAACCAACGGGACGUUAUUGCGAUGUGGUGCGCUCAAGGGGGCUCAGAGCCUGCAGGGGGAAGUUAAUGAGUACUAUACUGGACUGGGAGGACGCUCUUCCUGACAGAGAUCUGAACAAAGCAGACAGUGCAAGCAGACUAGCAGACCUGGCACUGACGCUGGGCACCUCCCUGCAGAUCAAACCCAGCGGUGACCUUCCACUCCUCACCAAACGUAAAGGCGGGAAAGUGGUCAUUGUCAACCUGCAGCCCACCAAGCAUGACAAGCAUGCCCACCUGCUCAUCCACGGCUACGUGGACCAGGUCAUGGAGCAGCUCAUGGACCAUCUCGGCUUGGACAUCCCAAAGUGGGAGGGGCCAACCGUGUGCGAGAGCUGCACCGAUGUCGACGUCAAGCCCGUGCACGCUCUUAGCGCGGAUGUGAAGGUCAAAGGUAAACCGAGGAAGAGAGCAGCAGAGUGUGCAGAAGACACCAUCAAAGAAGAGACCGUAAAGAAGGAGAGGGCAGAAGACACCAUCAAAGAAGAGACCGUAAAGAAGGAGAGGGCAGAAGCUAUGUGACAACAAAUAGUACUCUCCUCACCAAAACUGCAUCCUGCCUUCAAAAACAGCUCUAGAUUGAUCUCACCUCUUCAUUUCCACCGGAGCACCUCGGUGGAAUCUUCUUUGUCCCUGAAGAAGACUCAGCCUGAAGCCUCACAAGAUGACAUUCAUGCAAGGCAACAACAACAUGGACCACUAGUAGGUUUCUCCUGCCGUGAUGCUUGUCAAAAUCUACAACGCAUGUGUGGAAGUUGCCUCCUCGCAGUCCCACUGUCGUACACGGCACAGGAGCCAAGCGUGCAGGUUUUGACAAGGUUUUAAUAAUAUUGUUUUUAACAAAAGUUUUCUCUCCAGUAGAACGUGACUUUUCAGUCACGUCCGUAUCCUCUCUCCCCUCCUGCUCCCGGCCGCAUACUGUUAAAGUCAACAGAUGAUUAGAUUAACACGUACCACCUGGGAAAUCUAAUCACCUGCCAGCUGUGUCUCGCCGUCAGCACUGUCACGCCCCCGUCUGAUGGUGCUCUGUCCCCAGCACCAUGGACAGAGGCGGUGACCUUUGCUCCUGCAGGCAGCGCUGGCCACAUCUCCCUCCACAGCAUGGUUAUAAAUAACGCCUUUUAAUAAGGUGACAGCACCUUAUUAAAAUGUGUAUUUGUAACAUUGUGUUCUAGUUUUUGUCCCUCUGGUAAAGAAACAUCUCCUUGUGUGAAAGACGUACAACAGGAGCCUUAAGGUCAAUUCUACUACAAUAGAACCUCUCGUUGUAAAUAGAUUAUUGUUACUAAAUGACUUUUUUAAAUCUCAGGAACAAUGCUUUUUUUUUUUAUACUUGUCUUUUGGUAAUAAAUCCAAGCACAGCCUA